Molecule: messenger RNA, 1144 nt
Organism: Mangifera indica (mango)
Lineage: Eukaryota; Viridiplantae; Streptophyta; Magnoliopsida; Sapindales; Anacardiaceae
Product: agamous-like MADS-box protein MADS2
Exons: 8
Coding region: 182-946 (254 amino acids)
Biological process (GO): positive regulation of transcription by RNA polymerase II
Cellular component (GO): nucleus
Molecular function (GO): DNA-binding transcription factor activity, RNA polymerase II-specific; protein dimerization activity; RNA polymerase II cis-regulatory region sequence-specific DNA binding
Source: RefSeq, a predicted model, not a curated record
UAUAAAGAUAAAGCAAACACAAAAACAACAUCUAUCUCUCCAACCAAUUCCCAGGGUUUCCAUUUCUCUCUUUUAUUUUCUCUUUUAAUGCCCUAUAAAAACACUCUUUCAUUAAAGUUUCUUACUUGUUAACCAAGACUAGAAAAACCUAAAAGAAAAAGGAAAAAGAGAAAAAAAAAUUAUGGGAAGGGGAAGAGUUGAACUGAAGAGGAUAGAGAACAAAAUUAAUAGGCAAGUUACAUUUGCUAAGAGAAGAAAUGGGUUGCUAAAAAAGGCUUAUGAACUCUCCGUUCUUUGUGAUGCUGAAGUUGGUCUCAUCGUUUUCUCCAACAGGGGAAAGCUUUAUGAGUUUUGUAGCAGCUCUAGCAUGAUGAAAACCCUGGACCGGUACCAAAGAUGCAGCUAUGGCGCACUGGAUGCUAACCGGGCAGGCAAUGAGUCACAGGGAACUUACCAGGAGUAUUUGAAGCUGAAAACCAGCGUCGAGGUCCUGCAGCGAUCUCAGAGAAACCUUCUGGGGGAAGAUCUUGGUCCGCUGAGCACAAAAGAGCUUGAUCAACUUGAGAAUCAGUUGGAGACAUCCUUGAAGCACAUCAGGACUACUAAGACACAAGUUAUGGUUGAUCAACUUGGCGAACUUCAAAAGAGAGAACAAAUGCUUCUUGAAACUAACAAGGCUCUGAGAAUGAAGCAGUUUGAGGAAAGCAGUGCGCAAGUUCCUCUUCGACUGGCAUGGGAUCAAACUGGGGCUGAAAACAUGACAUACAACACUCGUCUCCCCGCUCAUUCAGAAGGGUUUUUCCAACCCCUGGGAGCGAACGCCAAUAUCCAGAUGGGAUACAAUCCAAUGCUGGUGAAUACUAUUGGUGCGGAGGAAGAGGUGAGUGUUAGUGUUGCAGGCCAAACUCAGACUGUGAAUGGAUAUAUUCCAGGAUGGAUGCUUUGAUUAUAAGUUGGGUGAAUUGACUGAGUUUUUUUGCUUGGUUUUCAUGGUUGUGGUCAUCUUCUUCAUGCAGCAUGUAAUUAUGUAUGAGUAAAACUCUUUUUAAGUAUUGUUUGUAUUUUGUGUAAUUUCAGUGAGAAAUGACUGAUGCUUUUAUUAUUGUGUUGCUUAAUGGAAAACUUCUAAACCUUUUUUUAUUUA